Molecule: messenger RNA, 1952 nt
Organism: Drosophila albomicans
Lineage: Eukaryota; Metazoa; Arthropoda; Insecta; Diptera; Drosophilidae
Product: probable ATP-dependent RNA helicase DDX55 homolog
Exons: 1
Coding region: 65-1897 (610 amino acids)
Cellular component (GO): nucleolus
Molecular function (GO): nucleic acid binding; ATP binding
Source: RefSeq, a predicted model, not a curated record
CCGAUAACUACGCACUGCUUGUCAGGUGGCAACUACGUUGCACGUGGAUUAUUUGUUUACAACGAUGUCACGCAAAACAUGGAACUCGCUGGACAAACCGCCGCUUUCCGAGCCCGUGCUCGAAGUGGUCCAAAGCUUUGGCUUCGAGCUGAUGACGCCAGUGCAAACAGCAGCUAUUCCACUGCUGUUGGCACGCAAAGAUGUCUCCGCCGAGGCAGUGACAGGCAGCGGUAAAACGUUAGCGUUUCUUGUUCCCCUGCUGGAGAUACUGCAACGACGCCAUAAGGAGACUCCGUGGGGUGCCAAGGAGAUCGGUGCACUUAUCAUCUCACCAACACGUGAAUUGGCACGUCAAAUAUCCGAAGUGCUCGCACAAUUUCUAGAACACGAGGAGCUGGAGCACUUGAAUCAACAGCUGAUUGUGGGAGGCAACAGCAUCGAAGAGGACAUAGUCAACAUAAGGCAACAGACGCCCUGCAUAUUGGUGUGUACACCCGGACGCCUCGAGGAUCUGUUUCAACGCAAGGGUGAUGACUUAAAUCUGGCAGCACGUGUCAAAAGUCUUGAGUUCCUGGUGCUCGAUGAGGCGGAUCGUCUGCUCGACUUGGGCUUCAAGACGAGCGUCAACAAUAUACUUGGCUAUCUGCCACGACAGCGGCGCACCGGGCUCUUCUCGGCCACACAGACCACCGAGGUCACAGACUUGAUACGCGCUGGCCUGCGUAAUCCUGUCCUGGUUUCCGUUAAGGAGAAGGCUUCAGUGAAUACGCCAGCACGACUGCAGAACUUUUACAAAAUUGUGGAGCCGGAGCAAAAGUUUCUGACGCUACUGCAGUUUCUACGCUCGCCCACCUCCAACGCCGGCAAAGUGAUGGUCUUCUUUCCCACCUGUGCCUGUGUGGAAUACUGGGCCGAAGUGUUGCCGCCAUUGCUGCCAGGUCGUUGUGUGCUCGGCAUCCACGGCAAGAUGAAGAGCAAGCGUGCCAACGUCGUGGAACGUUUUCGUAACACAGCGCAAUCGGUUCUGCUCUGCACAGAUGUUCUGGCACGUGGUCUGGAUGUGCCGGAGAUUGAGUGGGUAGUGCAAUGGGAUCCUCCAUCGAAUGCCUCAAGUUUUGUUCAUCGAGUGGGACGCACAGCGCGACAGGGUAACGAAGGUAACGCACUGGUUUUCCUGCUGCCCAGCGAGGAUGCGUAUGUCAAGUUCCUCAAACUCAAUCAGAAGGUGGAGCUGAGUGAGUUGGAAGAGGAAUGUGGCGAGGUCUCAACCACAUUGCUGCAGUCCACCGUGGAGCAGUUGCAUCAGUUGCAGGCAGCUGACAAGGGCAUCUAUGACAAAGGCAUGCGAGCCUUCGUUUCCCAUGUUCGUGCUUAUACCAAACACGAGUGCAGCGCUAUUUUGCGACUCAAAGAUCUGGAUCUGGGCAAGAUGGCAACGGCCUAUGGUCUGUUGCAGCUGCCACGAAUGCCCGAGCUGAAGAAUUAUCAAGGAGACGGCUUUAUAGCUCCCAGCUUUGAAGUGGAUCUCACCAAGAUGUCGUAUAAGAAUGUGCAGAAGGAGCAGGUGCGCAAACAGAAGCUGCAGACGUAUGGGGAAACGGGCGCCUGGCCAGGACGUCAGAAGCCACACAUGAAGCGCACCGAAUCGUGGGAUCAAACAAAGAAGGCCAAACUAGAUGCGAAGUCCAAGAAGGAAUUGCGCAAGGCCAAGAAAGAGCGCAAACGCAAAGCUGAGGCAGGUGAAGCGGGCAACAAACGCAAGCGGAAACAGCAAUUUACGCAGGAGGAUCUGGAUGAGUUGGCCACGGAUAUACGGCUCUUUAAGCGGCUCAAGAAGAAAAAGAUCACCGAGGAUGAUUACAACAAGGCAAUGGGAAUUGAGGAUGAUGAUGACUAAAAAAAAGCUCAUUGUAUUAGUUCAAGAUGUGAUGUAAAUAAAUGGAAAUGUUUAA